AGCAUUGAUGUGAUUAUUUGGAAAAAUGAGGCGCGUGCCUUCUGCGUUGAGGUCGUUUUUUAGUACAGCUGGGUACUUCCAAAAGGGGCGCUUUUAUGGCACAUCGACUCCUGCCUGUUGGAAUUGUAAAAAGCAAUCAUUGUGCAAACAGAACAUGAUUUGUGCUAAUUGCCGGCGCCUGCAGGAUGUGAAUUCUGGCAUUAACUACUUCGAACUACUAGAUUUUCCCACAAGCUUUGCCGUGGAGGGGCAGAAAUUGACGCAACGAUUCCGCCAACUUCAGGGCCUUGUGCAUCCCGACAAAAGCACACGGGAGCAGAAUAACUCCGCCGAUUGGAGCUCGCUGAUAAACAAGGCCUACAAAACGCUGUCUAAGCCCUUGGAACGUGGCCAGUAUAUGUUGGAGCUACAGGGCGAGCAGAUGCCGCAGGAUAACACAGCCCUCAACAAGGCCUUCCUCAUGGACAUGAUGGAACGUAACGAAGAGGUUGAAGAUGCUGCAGAUAGCGGCACGCUUGAGCAGCUGAACGCGCAAAUUAUCAAGGAACUAGAUACAAUGGCACAAACCUUAUCCGCCUGCUUUGAGGUCAACGACUUGGCUGCUGUGAAAGCCACUCUGGUCGAAAUGAAAUACCUGUUGAGCAUACAGAGCACCAUAAAGAAGAAGCUUCAGCGUCUGAUGGGAAAUAAUUGAGUUAACCCUAAACAAUAUCGAUUCGCAAUCGGCUACUUCAAAUCGAUUACACGUGUUAGCAUUCGCCUCUGAACAAGAAAGCGCCUCCCGCAGCGCAGAAAGAAGCAUUCAAUUUAAUAAAAGAAUGUAUGUAAAUAAAUUUCGAUAUUGGCUCGCG
Molecule: messenger RNA, 851 nt
Organism: Scaptodrosophila lebanonensis
Lineage: Eukaryota; Metazoa; Arthropoda; Insecta; Diptera; Drosophilidae
Gene: Hsc20
Product: iron-sulfur cluster co-chaperone protein HscB
Exons: 3
Coding region: 26-694 (222 amino acids)
Biological process (GO): protein complex oligomerization; [2Fe-2S] cluster assembly
Cellular component (GO): mitochondrion
Molecular function (GO): ATPase activator activity; protein-folding chaperone binding
Source: RefSeq, a predicted model, not a curated record